AUGGCUGCCAAAUCUACUAUCAAGGUUCCCCACCUCGGAGGCAUCGAUGCCGGCUAUCGUGUCUCGGGCUCUGGCAUCGACUCUAGCAAACCUACCCUUGUGCUCGUCAACUCCAUGUGCACCACAUCCUCUCUCUUUGAAGCACAGUUCUCUGCCCAGGAACUCACUGACAAGGUCAAUCUCCUCGCCAUCGAACCCCUCGGCCAUGGCGCUACAAGCUCAAAGUCAGAGCACUUCACCUACUGGGACUCAGCCAUCAUGAACCUCCAGGUCAUGGAGGCUCUUGGCGUCGACAAGGCUUUCGCUCUGGGAACAAGCGCUGGCGGCUGGAUCGUCGUUCGCAUGGCUCUUCUAGCCCCUGAAAAGAUCCUCGGCCUUCUCCCGCUUGGCACGUCCAUGGACUACGAGUCCGCCGAGUCUCGCGAGAAAGGCUGCUGGGACCCCAAGACGCAGCUUGGCCCCUUCUACGAGAGCUGGCACAGCACUACGCCCACGCCAGACUUCGUCGUCGAUGACGUUUGGCGCGGUCUCGUCUCGUCGGUAGGCUUCGGAAGCAACCCGUCUCCUGAAACGCUGGCGUUCUGGGACGAGACGCUCAAGCAGGUCUAUCG
Messenger RNA from Fusarium tjaetaba, 611 nucleotides. Its product is annotated as microsomal epoxide hydrolase. The annotation marks the transcript as partial. The transcript has 2 exons. NCBI's taxonomy places the organism in Eukaryota, Fungi, Ascomycota, Sordariomycetes, Hypocreales, Nectriaceae. The record is from RefSeq and is a predicted model, not a curated record.